GGCUAAACAACUGCAUGUCCAGGCCAGACACGUGACGUCACUUGGUAAGCGACGGCGUCAGCUGCAGACAGUUGGGGUAACGUGAUUAUUUUCAACCCCGAAAAUGGUCAAAUCAGGGAAACUUCGAUCUGGGACGGGGACUAAACUAAAACGAUGGAAGAAGGGACACAGCAGCGACUCAAACCCGGAGACGAGUCGCUUCCGACAGGCUGCAAAAAGCCGCUUCUUCAGCCGACCCUCCGGAAGGAAUGACCUAACAGUUGAUGCUCUGAAGCUGCACAAUGAUCUGCAGGCUGGUCCGCUGGAGAUUGGUAGCCGUAAGGAUGCCCGCAUGGAAGAGGAGCCAGACGAGGCGUUUUCAGAUAGGACGUCAGGAACCUUCCUCAGCGGCCUGUCCGACUGCUCCAACCUGACCUUCAGGAAGGUGCAGCGCUACUGGGAGUCCAAUUCAGCUGCUCACAAAGAGAUCUGUGCGGUACUGGCAGCUGUUACAGAGGUGAUCCGUAGUCAAGGAGGAAAGGAGACUGAAACAGAGUACUUUGCUGCUUUGAUGACCACUCUUGAGGUUGUGGAUACGACAGAGUCUCAGGCUGCAGUGGCGUAUCUCCUCAACCUCGUCAUGAAACGGGUUCCGGCUCCAGUGCUCAUGUCUAAGUUCUCUGACACCACCAAGGCUCUGAUGGACGUCAUGUCCAAACAGGCCACAUCUGAGUCUGCCUCUGCGCUCAGAUGGAUCCUGUCAUGCCUGGCCACUUUGCUGAGGAAGCAGGAUGUAUCUGUUUGGACUUACCCGUCUACUCUUCAGGCUUACCACGGACUGCUCAGCUUCACAGUGCACAGCAAGCCUAAGGUCCGUAAAGCUGCACAGCAAGGAGUCUGCUCCAUUCUCAGAGGUAGCGACUUCCUGUUUAGAGAUAAUGCCCCGACCCAUCACCCUGCAGCAGGAACCACAGCCAAGUUCUGCAUGAAAGAAAUGGAACAGGCAGGAGGCAGCAAAGAGGACACCACCACUCUUCAUGUGCUGGGUCUUCUGAAGGAGUUGAUGGGGACGUUUCCUCUGGGAGCGGUCAAGUCCUGUUGUGAGACUCUGCUGCGAGUGAUGACACUCAGCCAUGUGCUGGUGACAGCGAGUGCCAUGCAGUCCUUUCAUAGGCUAUUCAGUGGGAAGCCGAAUACUGCAACCCUCUCACCAGAACUCAACGCACAGAUCAUCACGGCUCUGUACGACUACCUGCCCAGUGAGAACGACCUGCAGCCGCUGCUGGCCUGGCUCGCUGUCAUGGAGAAAGCACAUGUUCACUUGGCAGGUUUGCAGAGCUCUUUGAGUUUGGGUCACCUCCCUCGCCUCUUCUCUGCUGCCAUAUCCUGCCUGCUGUCGCCUCAUACACAGGUGGCUUCUGCAGCAACCAAUACACUAAAGACUUUGCUGACUGAAUGUGUAGCCCCUCACAUGGAGGAAAUGGGCAUGAUCACUGCCACAGCCUCUGCAGGGAACCCCUCCUAUGUCUGCAAAAUGUUUCGCAUCGUAGAGGAAGGCUUGUCCUAUCGCUACCAUGCCUCCUGGCCAUUUGUGCUGCAGAUCCUGGGUUGCUUCUAUCGGUCUACAGGGAAACGUGCUCACCCCAUCAUGACCAAGUCCCUGCAGUCUCUAGCAGACCUGCGCGCCACUCCUCAUUUCCCCUUCAUCGGAGAGUUGGACCUGGCUGUAGGAGGCGCUGUAGCGAGCAUGGGGCCUGAAGUGGUGCUGGGCGCUGUUCCUCUCAACAUCACCGGCUUUGAGGAUGACUUGGAGUUCCCACGCAGUUGGCUGAUCCCGGUCAUACGGGAUCACGUGAAGAACACUCACCUCGCUUUCUUCUCUUCUUAUUUCCUCCCUCUGGCUUCCACACUCAAGCAGAGAGCUGAUGAAUUGGAGCAACCAGGACAUAAACUUGAGGCCAAAGUCUACGGGACAUUACAGACGCAGAUUUGGACCAUGCUUCCUGGUUUCUGUACAUGUCCUGUAGACCUGCUGGUUUCGUUCAAAGGCUUAGCCCGCACACUCGGUACGAUUAUUAACGAGCGACCGGACCUGAGGCUCACAGUGUGCCAGGCUCUACGCACUGUCGUCAACAAGAGCUGCUCCACCGAGGAAGAAAAGGCUGAAGUGGGCCGCUUCUCCAAGAACUUCCUGCCAAUCCUUUUCAACGUGUAUGGCCAGCAGCCGGCAGCUGGAGAGUCCUCCACCUACAGGAUGGCCGUACUAGACACCAUCAAGAUCUACCUAACUGUCACUGAAACACAGCUGGUCGGCACGUUCCUGCAAAAAGCCACAGACAAACUGAGCAGCUCGGACACCACAGAGUUCACACGGCUGUCAAUGAUGGACCUUGUGGUGGCCAUGGCUCCCGCUGUAGAUGCAGCCACCAUGACUAAAACCUUUGAGCUGAUUAGGCCAUAUUUGGAGUCCAAAGAGGCAGGCAUGCAGAAGAAGGCAUACCGUGUGCUGGAGGAGAUGUGUGGAGGAGAGAGAGAGGAGUGCAGAUCCUUUGUCGUCGCCAAUCUGGAAACACUCAAAGUGGUCCUGCUCGACACUUUGAAGAAAGCCUCAUCGCCGGCCAAAAGGCCACGACUCAAGUGUCUGAUCCACAUUGUGAAGGGGCUCACUGAAGAACACAAAGACUUUAUCCCAGCCCUUCUGCCAGAGGUGAUUAUAUGCACCAAGGAGGUGUCUGCUGGAGCGCGUAAGAAUGCCUACACUCUGCUGGUGGAAAUAGGAAAAGCAUUUGUCCGUUUCUGUGGGAACACAAAAGAUGCCUUGGAGGAGUAUUUGAUGCUGGUGUACGCAGGACUCACAGGCUCCGUCACCAUGAUCACCUGCACAGUGUUGGCUCUAACUCGACUGAUGUUUGAAUACAAAGACGCUAUAGACACGAACACCAGGGAGCAGCUGCUGCACAACAUCUGUCUGCUGCUCACCUCUCGUACCAGGGAGAUAGUCAAAGCCGCCUUAGGCUUCAUCAAGGUCAUCCUCUUCAUCAUGGACCCCAAGACGCUCGCAUCCCAUGCCUCUGUCAUGAUGGAGGGAGUUGGGAACAUCAAAGACGAUGUGAGGAGGCACUUCAGAACCAAACUGAAGAACAUCUUCACCAAGUUCAUCAGGAAGUUUGGUUUCGAGCUAGUGAAGAGCAUGCUGCCUGCAGAACACCACAAGGUGCUUGCAAACAUCCGCAAGGCUGAAGCUCGCACCAAGAGGCAGAAGCAGGUGGCGGAGCAGAACGAUGAUUCUGAGAGCGAAGAUGAGAACCCUAAAACAAAGAGCCAAAGUAUUGAGGACAUCCUUGCAGAGUCGGACAGUGAUAUGUCAGAAGAUGAAGGAAAGGCUCGUAAAGCUCAGAAGAAAGGAGGCAAACCGCAGAAAGCACGGGCCUGGCUCAAAGAAGGAGAGGAAGAUGACCCGCUUAACUUCCUGGAUCCUACGGUUUCCCAGAGAGUGCUAGCCACCAACCCAAAACUGAAAAAGAGUGCCAAGGUUGAGCAUGGUUUCAAGGUGACAUCAGACGGACGGCUGAUCAUCAGAGAGGAUGAAGAGGACGAUGGAAAGGUUGACGAUGAGGGAGAGAUGAAGGAUAUCUUAGAAGAGGCUGGAGUCAAAAGUAAAAAGAUACAGAAAAGGAAGUUCAGAGAUGACAACAUGGACGAGGACAUGGACAUUGCGCCACAGCUUAAAUACAAAGCUGGGGGUUCAGGUAUCCACAGACCCCUGAGAGGAAGUGAAGACACUGGGGCAGAGUACAAGUCAAAGAAAGGAAAAGGAGACGUAAAGAAAACAGGGAAGCAUGAUCCUUACGCUUACAUCCCUCUGAAGAAGUCCCAGCUCAAUCGCAGGAAGCGUGCCAAACUACAGGGCCAGUUCAAGGGCAUGGUGAGAGGAGCCCAGAAGGGGGCGACGUCUGGAAAGAAAAUGCAGAAGAACAAGAGGAAAGCCUGAAGAGCAUCCUUUUAUUACUCAAUGGACUCUUAAUGUGUUGGGUGUGAUGGUGUGUUCAUAAACAUACUAAAAUGCAGAUUUACACCGUUAUGUGCGUGUCUGUCGGUGUGCCAUUCAGACAGACUCAUUGAAGGUGAAUUAGUUUGUUUUUAAACUGUUCCUUCUCUCAAAGCUCACAAAAUGCUCUGACGUCCUUUAGCUUCAAGGGCUUUUGGCUUAAAAUUACUCGACUGUAAUCUGUUUUAUGCAUCCGUUAUACUCCCUAUUUCCUUAAAAAUACAUGUAUUUAUGUGAAAACAUUAAUAUGGAGAUAGACAAUAAGACUGGUUUGUGAAGUUUAAUAUCUGUCUUGUGUUAUUUUGUCACUUGAGGGCGCUAUAGACAGCGAAAGACUGUUAAUGAAUACAUUUUAAGGUGAUUUAAAAUACAUAAUUUUUUUUUUUAUACUGAGAAGAUAAGACAAUAUUUCCCUUUUUUAAUUUCGCCAUUUUAUAAACCCAGUUAUCUCCAGCCCAUUCAGUGCAGCCCCUUAAAGACGGAGAGAGAAGCUGUAGGUUGUUGUUGUGCAGGGUCAGUGAACAUACCAUUAGCCUCGUGUGAUUCAUUUCCCCAGAUGGAUUGCAGCAAAAAUGAUUCAUAGCAACCUCCUAAUCGCACUCUUUUGUGUCUGAGCUCAGUGUGUCAGUCAGCGUCUCGGAGGAGUGAAGCAGAUUUCCACAACUCAGUCAGGACAUUCUCAGAGCGGUUAAGUGUUUAUUAAAGGGGCUUCAGAAAGUAUUUGGGUAGACUUUUGAUUGUCUUACUACACAGUAACCAUUAAUGACAAGAUGAGAACCUGUUUUUAGAAAUUUGGUAUGAAUAAGAAUUAUGUCAGUGCAGUGAUGUUACAGAAAUGACCUUCAAUAAACCUAAAAGCAAUGAAAAAUA
Messenger RNA from Gymnodraco acuticeps, 4897 nucleotides. It is a transcript of the gene rrp12, whose product is annotated as ribosomal RNA processing 12 homolog. The transcript has 34 exons. NCBI's taxonomy places the organism in Eukaryota, Metazoa, Chordata, Actinopteri, Perciformes, Bathydraconidae. Bases 104 to 3970 code for a protein of 1288 amino acids. The record is from RefSeq and is a predicted model, not a curated record.